GAUCAUCCAGUGAGAGUUGACAGUUGUUGUGUUGAAGCUGUUCGGAGAGUCCAGUUCUCCUGUUGCUGCCAUGAGCUGCAGGGUGAUGCUGCUGUCCUUCCUGCUGAUGUCUCUGAGCCUGACGAGAGGAGCGGUGAUCACCGGGGCCUGUGAGCGAGAUGCGCAGUGUGGUUUCGGUCUCUGCUGUGCCGUCAGCUUAUGGCUGAGGGGUCUGAGGAUGUGCGUCCCCAGAGGGGUGGAAGGGGACGAAUGUCACCCCUUCAGCCACAAGGUGCCCUAUCUGGGGAAGAGGCAGCACCACACUUGCCCCUGUUUGCCCCAUCUGGUGUGCACCAGAUACGCCGACAGCAAGUAUCGAUGUACUGACGACUUCAAAAACCUGGACUUUUAA
Messenger RNA from Salarias fasciatus (jewelled blenny), 391 nucleotides. It is a transcript of the gene prok1, whose product is annotated as prokineticin 1. Lineage: Eukaryota; Metazoa; Chordata; Actinopteri; Blenniiformes; Blenniidae. The coding region runs from base 71 to 391 and encodes 106 amino acids. The transcript has 3 exons. Gene Ontology annotation, biological process: endothelial cell proliferation. The record is from RefSeq and is a predicted model, not a curated record.